Plutella xylostella (diamondback moth) is the source of this 1689-nucleotide messenger RNA. Its product is annotated as facilitated trehalose transporter Tret1. Gene Ontology annotation, biological process: transmembrane transport. The record is from RefSeq and is a predicted model, not a curated record. Gene Ontology annotation, molecular function: transmembrane transporter activity. Gene Ontology annotation, cellular component: membrane. NCBI's taxonomy places the organism in Eukaryota, Metazoa, Arthropoda, Insecta, Lepidoptera, Plutellidae.
ACCUUAUGCAAACACAACUGCUUGUAACAGACCAAUUCACGACGCGAGACGAGAAUAUUGUCCUGACAAUAUCUAAAUAAAAUUUAACCAGAUCUGAAAAUAAUUGAAUUAAAAUUAACCGUGUUCCAAGUGAAAUGACUGAUGAUGACGGAAAAGUUGUGAAAACAAGUGACGGUACACCCAAAACAUGUGAAUGCGUAACGGAAAAUAAGUCGAAACAAUGGCUCACAGGAUUAGUUGGCAAGUUAUGUUUUUCAUUGAUAGCCGACAUUACUAUAUUCACAUACGGAAUGCAAACAGGUUGGAUGUCACCAAGCAUACAGGUUCUCCAAGGUCCUAAUAGUCCAUCUGGGUACCCGUUAUCGGAUUAUGAAAUAUCGUGGAUAGCUGGGACAGUGACUAUCGUUGCUGUUUUCUUUUGUUUGGGUUUCAGCGUUGUAUGUGACAGAUAUGGAAGAAGAAUGAGCCUUGUACUUGUGGCUGUUACGCAGGCGAUAGGAUGGAUUAUCAAGCUCAUAUCAGCCAAACCAGUGUACCUGAUAGUGUCACAGGUCUUCGUUGGCAUAGCAUCAGCUGGAGUCUACACCUGUGCUCCUCUAUACAUCAAAGAAAUCAGUUCGGACUCAAUACGAGGAUCAAUGGCUAGUGCUGGAAUAGUGCUGCAAAGUGUUGGCGCCCUCAUCAUGUUUGGGAUAGCACCUCACUUGGAGUACCAUACGGUGUUGUGGCUGGUAACGUGGAUACCUGUAGUCAAUGUGCUCCUGUUGCUGAAAAUACCCGAAACUCCUCCGUAUCUGGUGAAGAGAGGGAAAAUAGAUGAAGCUAGAACAACCAUUGCAUCGUUAGUUGGCCUUGAACCAGAUAGUAAAAGCGUUAACGCGUCAGUGGAAUGCCUUACUAAGGCGCAGGAGUACUUUGAUACUCUACCAAAAAUAUCAUUGAAAAGAGCAUUUGCAGACAAAGCCACAAGACGAGCGUUUUACAUUGGUCUAUUUGUGGUAUCCUUGCUUGACUUUGGAGGCAACUUCGUCAUAUCCAUAUACGCAUCUGUUAUCAUCAAGAACUCUGGAGUCACAGUUAGACCAGAGCUGCAAGCGCUGUCGCUUCCAGCGAUAAUGAUUAUAGGGUCUUUGGUGUCUACCGUCACUGUUGAGAAAUAUGGACGGAAGCCGUUGCUUAUAUCAAGUCUUAUUAUCAACGGGUUACCAAUGACAAUACUCGGCAUACUCCUAAUAUUGCCCACAUAUGGGUUUGAGAUUGCCCAAUGGAUUCCAGUAUUGUGUGUUAUAAUUACCGUGUUUGCUUACGGUGCCGGAGUUUUGCCUAUACCAUACAUAAUACUGAUGGAAAUCUUCAACUUUGAAGUUCGUGCCAUGGUAUUUGGCUUCUACGUUACAUACGGCUGGUUUCUCUGCUUCCUACAGACGAUUAUAUUCACACCAAUUUCUCAAGCCCUUGGAAUGCAUGUCAUAUUUUUUCUGUUCAGUGCAGUCAAUAUUAUAAGCGCCGUCUGUUGUGCGAUCUGGCUGCCUGAGACUAAAGGGAAAAGCUUAGAAAAGAUACAAGAUGAGUUGUGUGCAAGAUAACAAUAGUAUGUUUUAUUGAAUCAUUAAUCUCAAUUAUUAUAAUUUAAAAUUAAGCUGUGAUAUAAUAAUUUUACUGAUACAAAAUAAACGAUUAUUUUUGUGA